Ascochyta rabiei is the source of this 297-nucleotide messenger RNA. RefSeq lists its product as uncharacterized. The transcript has a single exon. NCBI's taxonomy places the organism in Eukaryota, Fungi, Ascomycota, Dothideomycetes, Pleosporales, Didymellaceae. The coding region runs from base 1 to 297 and encodes 98 amino acids. The record is from RefSeq and is a predicted model, not a curated record.
AUGUCUGGCCUAGCCGCCUUUGCCGCUGCAGUGGUCCGCCAGAUGCAGCGCCGUCUCCAGUUCCUCCACGCCUGCAUGAGCACCGUCCUGGAGGAGCUGGCCGACAUGGGAGACAUGCCUAGCGCCCAAGACCAGGGGGAGCAGGGGCAGCACUGGGAGGAUUGGGCGCAGUUGAUGUGCUACUUCAUCGGCCACCAGCAGGAGUGGCUCGUCGGCGCUGCUUGGCUUGCGUGGGCGCGCGCAUACCUCCAGAUACAGGCCUCUGGCCAGCAGCAAGCCGUGCAGAGAGGACGAUGA